Molecule: messenger RNA, 2394 nt
Organism: Ictalurus punctatus (channel catfish)
Lineage: Eukaryota; Metazoa; Chordata; Actinopteri; Siluriformes; Ictaluridae
Product: tetratricopeptide repeat protein 24
Exons: 14
Coding region: 253-2016 (587 amino acids)
Molecular function (GO): protein binding
Source: RefSeq, a predicted model, not a curated record
CCAAUUUUGUCACCAUGGUAACGGAGUCAGACAAUCACGUGGUCAGAGCCAGACGUCCAUACUCUGCACCUGUCAAAUUACGGUUUUAUUAGUAAUCGUGUAAUUACCCAGAUGACUGUGUAGAUGCUGUAGCUUAUAUUUAGGCAGUAGGUAUUAUUCCCCUGCUAGGUGCUCCAGCUGAAACUUCAGUAAAAAUGGCUUCACUUCCAAAAAGAUACGACACCAGCACAUGACCUUAAUUUGUUUCCUGUCAUGGCCUCUGAUGGUUCACCAUCCCAAGAUUCUCAGAAGAAGAAAAAGAAAACGAGCAGAAAGGGGAAGGGUGAAGGUGUAAAGGACACAGAGAUCCAGGUAGAGAGUCUUACAGCAUGUGGACACGGCGCUCUACAACAGGGAGACAGCUCAAAGGCUCUUGAAUACUUCAAAAAGGCUUUCAAAACUGCCGUGAACCUCAAAGAGACUAAAGUACAGAGGGCUUGUGCUUUUAACCUUGGAGCAGCAUAUGUGGAGGCAGGUAAGCCCCAGAAAGGGCUUGAUUUUCUGUCACAAGCUGAGCCAAGUGAUAAAGGUGAGCGCGUGGCGGAUCUGCAGUUUAAUCUAGCAGCAGCACAUGAGGCUCUGGAUGACCAUGUGCAAGCUGUCAGACACUACCAACAAGCUGCACACCUUUAUCGCUCACAAGGUGAUGGGAGCAGUGAAGGGGACACCUGCAUCAGACUGGCCCACUGUCACCUGCGCAGGAAGGAGUGGAGUGGCGCAGCAGAGAAUUACCUGCGUGCAGCAGAAAGCUAUAAGGUGUCAGGGAAGCUGGCCUCUUCUGCUGUGGCCCUGAAGGAUGCUGGGAAUCACAUGUUGAAAUGUGACUGCUUCACAACAGAUGAUGUCAUUAGUGUUCUCACGGAGUGUUUGGAGCUGAGUGCCAAAAUCACAGAACCAGAGACAUUAGGUAAGCUGUAUAAUGCAGUGGGGUUGAGUUUCUCUCAGCUGAAGCUUUUUCCUGAGGCUGCUGAGUGCUAUGAGCUGGCUCUGCCUCUGGUGCGCUCCACUCCACGUAGGCUAGCCGUGGUCAUGCAGAAUCUGGGUGCGGUCCACAACUCCCUGGCGCAAUACCGGAAAGCUCUGGAAUACCACAGAGAAGCAGCUGCACUGCAUGGGUCGUUGGGUAGCCGUCGGGCUCAGGGCUGCUGUUUCUGUAACCUGGCUUACGCUCUCAGUGAACUAGGGGAACUGGAUGAGGCAGGAGAGAGCUACCUCCACGCUCAACAGGCUUUCAAAGACAGCGAUGAUUCCUCAGGGCACUGGCAAGCGUGUGAAGGUCUGGGUGGAAUCAAAAUGAGACUGAGGGACCCAGACAAAGCCAUUCUCUGUUAUAAGCAGGCACUAGCACUGCUCUCCAAGUGCAAGCUGUUGCUGAACACAUCAACGCCUUGCUUCCAGGAUGUCUCUAGCUCUGUGCAGGAAAGCCUUGUCAAUAAGCUAAGUGAGGCUUUACAGAUGAAACUGGCCAUCCAGCAGAGAGGUCCCCUUGUAAGGCAAGCUAUCAAGGAGAGAAACAUGAACAGGCAACACCUGCGAAUAACUCAGAUGAGGAACACUGAGGAAUUGAUGGCCGAGCACAGCAGAAAAGAACCACUGAGUAGUCACAGGAUAGAGGAUAAAGAAUGGAGACCUACAGAAACAUGUGAACAGAGGAAACCUCAUGGUGAUAUGACCAUAUCAUCAAGAGCAACACAAACAGAGUGUCCUGAUCACAUGAACACACUACCAGAAGCCAAUAGGAAUCUGAAUAACACAUAUGAGAAACCUCGCCUUGAGUAUAAGAAUCCCACAGACUCCCAUUUACACUCACAGCAGGAUGAAGCCAUGUGUGAAACCUCCAUACAGAACCCACUGGAAUCAACCAGUGCACCCCCAUUGGAGGAGCACACUGAGGCCUUACCUUCAGCGCAUCUUCACAGUGAGGAGUCGACAUCCAUACACAGGACCUUAAAGUCCAGAUUCUGCACAGUCAUGUGACCACGGCCAGGUCAUAUCUGUCUUUCCUCUCCCAGGGAUUUUAUCAGAACAGCUUCAGGUUCAUUUUCAAAUCGAAACUGAACUAUAUUCUUUCUGGGUGACCUGGAGCAAAAAAAAGACAAAGGACACAUUAUAUCCUGUUAUAAAUAUUGUUAUAAAUAUUGAUUAAAUCUACUGAUGCCAUAUGAAAAUCUAAUUUUGAAACAAUGUUCAUAAUCUCAAAUUAUCUACUGAUUGUCCUGCUUUUAUAGUCUAUGCAUCCAUUUUCUUCCUCACUUAUCCGCCACAAAUGAGCAUCUCUGUGAUGAAAGUUUGCCCUAAUUGGGACUUGAAAUACUAUCACUGGAUUAUUGAAUACAGCACUGCCUCCAAGACUGA